AUGGAAAUGAAUGGUCAUGCAGAAGAGAACCUUAAUGAUGGACUUGGCAUUACCGAGCUCUUUGAAAAAGGAGAAGGACUAACUUACAGUGAUUUUAUUCUACUUCCUGGUUUUAUCGACUUUACAGCUGAAAAUGUGGAUUUAACAUCUCAACUGACCAGAAAUAUCACUUUGAAAGCACCUCUUGUCUCUUCACCAAUGGAUACAGUUACUGAAGCUGACAUGGCAAUUGCAAUGGCUCUCUGUGGUGGCAUUGGUAUCAUUCAUCAUAACUGCACACCAGAAUAUCAAGCUAAUGAAGUUCAUAAAGUAAAAAAAUACAAGCAUGGUUUUAUUCGCGAUCCAAUGGUGAUGUCGCCUCAAGAUACUGUGGCUGAUGUACUUGAAGCAAAGAAGAAGAAUGGUUUUACAGGCUAUCCCAUCACUGAAAAUGGCAAACUUGGUGGGAAAUUGGUUGGUAUUGUCACAAGUCGUGACAUUGAUUUCCGUGAAAAAGAUCAGCAUUUAAAAUUAGAGGAUGUAAUGACUAAAUUAGAAGACAUGGUUACUGCUCCCAAAGGUAUAAAACUCGAGGAAGCAAAUAAAAUUCUCGAAAAAAGUAAGAAAGGAAAGUUGCCAAUUGUGAAUAAUUCUGGUGAACUUGUUGCGCUCAUCGCUCGAACUGAUUUGAAGAAAGCAAGGAUUUAUCCUAAUCAAUCAAAGGAUAGUAAUAAACAAUUGCUCGUUGGAGCAGCAUUAGGAACAAGAGAUGAAGAUAAAAUCCGUCUUGACCUUCUUGUUCAAAAUGGAGUGGAUGUCGUUGUACUUGACUCAUCUCAAGGCAAUAGUAGCUUUCAAAUUGAAAUGAUAAAAUAUAUCAAAAGAACUUACAAAGAUCUCCAAGUGAUUGCUGGAAAUGUUGUAACUCGAGCUCAAGCCAAAAAUCUUAUAGAUGCUGGAUGUGAUGCUUUACGUGUUGGAAUGGGAAGUGGAUCGAUUUGCAUCACACAAGAGGUAAUGGCAUGCGGGUGUCCUCAAGCUACAGCUGUUUAUCAAGUUGCCAAGUAUGCUCGACAAUUUGGUGUACCGAUUAUUGCUGAUGGUGGCAUUCAGAAUAUCGGACACAUUAUAAAAGCUUUGAGUCUUGGAGCUUCAACAGUUAUGAUGGGAUCUCUUUUGGCUGGAACAAGUGAAGCGCCAGGUGAUUAUUUCUUUUCUGAUGGUGUCCGUUUGAAGAAAUAUCGUGGUAUGGGAUCGCUUGAAGCAAUGGAAAGAAAAGAUGCGAAAGGAGCUGCUAUGUCACGAUACUAUCAUAACGAAAUGGAUAAAUUGCGGGUUGCACAAGGUGUAUCUGGCAACAUCGUAGAUAAAGGAUCGGUAUUACGUUUUUUACCGUAUUUAGAAUGCGGUUUACAGCAUAGCUGUCAAGAUCUUGGAGCUCGUUCACUGAUACAUCUCAAGGAAAUGAUCUACAGCAAUAAAUUGAGAUUCAUGAAGAGAACGCAUUCAGCGCAACAAGAAGGUAACGUUCACGAAGAGAACCUCAGUGAUGGACUUGGCAUUAGUGAGCUCUUUGAAAAAGGAGAAGGAUUGACAUAUAAUGAUUUUAUUCUACUUCCUGGUUUUAUCGACUUUACAGCUGAAGAUGUGAAUUUAACAUCUCAACUAACCAGAAAUAUCACUUUGAAAGCACCUCUUGUCUCUUCUCCAAUGGACACAGUUACUGAAGCUGACAUGGCAAUUGCAAUGGCUCUCUGUGGUGGCAUUGGUAUCAUUCAUCAUAACUGCACACCAGAAUAUCAAGCUAAUGAAGUUCAUAAAGUAAAAAAAUACAAGCAUGGUUUUAUUCGCGAUCCAAUGGUGAUGUCGCCUCAAGAUACUGUGGCUGAUGUACUUGAAGCAAAGAAGAAGAAUGGUUUUACAGGCUAUCCCAUCACUGAAAAUGGCAAACUUGGUGGGAAAUUGGUUGGUAUUGUCACAAGUCGUGACAUUGAUUUCCGUGAAAAAGAUCAGCAUUUAAAAUUAGAGGAUGUAAUGACUAAAUUAGAAGACAUGGUUACUGCUCCCAAAGGUAUAAAACUCGAGGAAGCAAAUAAAAUUCUCGAAAAAAGUAAGAAAGGAAAGUUGCCAAUUGUGAAUAAUUCUGGUGAACUUGUUGCGCUCAUCGCUCGAACUGAUUUGAAGAAAGCAAGGAUUUAUCCUAAUCAAUCAAAGGAUAGUAAUAAACAAUUGCUCGUUGGAGCAGCAUUAGGAACAAGAGAUGAAGAUAAAAUCCGUCUUGACCUUCUUGUUCAAAAUGGAGUGGAUGUCGUUGUACUUGACUCAUCUCAAGGCAAUAGUAGCUUUCAAAUUGAAAUGAUAAAAUAUAUCAAAAGAACUUACAAAGAUCUCCAAGUGAUUGCUGGAAAUGUUGUAACUCGAGCUCAAGCCAAAAAUCUUAUAGAUGCUGGAUGUGAUGCUUUACGUGUUGGAAUGGGAAGUGGAUCGAUUUGCAUCACACAAGAGGUAAUGGCAUGCGGGUGUCCUCAAGCUACAGCUGUUUAUCAAGUUGCCAAGUAUGCUCGACAAUUUGGUGUACCGAUUAUUGCUGAUGGUGGCAUUCAGAAUAUCGGACACAUUAUAAAAGCUUUGAGUCUUGGAGCUUCAACAGUUAUGAUGGGAUCUCUUUUGGCUGGAACAAAUGAAGCGCCAGGUGAUUAUUUCUUUUCUGAUGGUGUCCGUUUGAAGAAAUAUCGUGGUAUGGGAUCGCUUGAAGCAAUGGAAAGAAAAGAUGCGAAAGGAGCUGCUAUGUCACGAUACUAUCAUAACGAAAUGGAUAAAUUGCGGGUUGCACAAGGUGUAUCUGGCAACAUCGUAGAUAAAGGAUCGGUAUUACGUUUUUUACCGUAUUUAGAAUGCGGUUUACAGCAUAGCUGUCAAGAUCUUGGAGCUCGUUCACUGAUACAUCUCAAGGAAAUGAUCUACAAAAACGAACUGAGAUUCAUGAAGAGAACGCAUUCAGCGCAACAAGAAGGUAACGUUCACAGUUUGUUUUCUUACGAGAAACGACUUUUCUAACAAUCACCAAAAGAAGGUGCAAUAUCUAGGGGAAAAGAGAAAAUUUAAAAUGAUGAUGUUUACAAUAGCAUGGAACUUGAUGGUUGCAUGAGAGAUGAACUUGAAAGCGUAUCGAAAAGAAAAAAAAAUCUUAAAAUAAUUCCCAAAAAAUUCGUAAACUUUAUGACUUCUUUUAAUAAUUUUUAUACAAAAUUUGAACUUAACUAAAUUAUAGUUAUUUAUCUAAAUUGUUGAUUCAACAAAAAAAAAUGUAUUCCACUUAGGUCACAAUUUGAAAUUGUGAAUGUUCCAUUAGCGAAUUAUUUCUAAUCUCACUGCUGAUUCGUUAGAAAAUUAAGAAAAACUUUUCGAUGGAUAAUUUUUUUUUAUAUUAUGAAAGAAUGUUUUGAGAAAUCUUGAGAUACUAAUAAAAAUAUAUAUUCUUGGUGUC
Clunio marinus is the source of this 3466-nucleotide messenger RNA. NCBI's taxonomy places the organism in Eukaryota, Metazoa, Arthropoda, Insecta, Diptera, Chironomidae. The record is from the annotation of a GenBank genome assembly.